This is a messenger RNA of Pisolithus orientalis, 4066 nucleotides long. RefSeq lists its product as uncharacterized. The record is from RefSeq and is a predicted model, not a curated record. Lineage: Eukaryota; Fungi; Basidiomycota; Agaricomycetes; Boletales; Pisolithaceae. Gene Ontology annotation, biological process: positive regulation of TOR signaling. Gene Ontology annotation, molecular function: protein binding. The transcript has 17 exons. The coding region runs from base 52 to 3831 and encodes 1259 amino acids.
AACCCCGCCACUUGCCACUGCACGCAGGUACUCUAAUGCUCACCAGUCUUGAUGCAUACUGCAGCUCACAGACGUUCCUCGACUUACAACAUUCCACCACCGAAACGACUGCGAUUGUACUCAAAUGACUUAUUCUCAGACUCGCGCAGCCAUGGUCGGUAUCAGGGACCCGUGCGAAACGUCCACCUCCCUCGUACCACAUCCCAAGGAGGUGGCACCAUCGCAAAGAGCGAGGACGGAGUGAGAUGCAUCGUAGCUGGACGGGAAUCCCUUCGGAUAUUGCGUCUGUCUGCGGAGGACGAGUCCCAGACUUCGGACCACAAGUCAGCCGUCGGGCGCGGUGGCCACCGUAUUGAAGCAUCUCGGAAUUUGUGGGAGGGAAGCGGUCUCAAGAUCGACAGUGCCAGCACAGACGUUGCGUGGUGUUGUGGUAGUUAUAACAACAAGAUACUGACGAGCGCUCGUAACGGCGAACUCAUCAUGUGGGAUUUAAACAAAACCGGCAGUACCAAGUACGAGAUGAAGACCAAGAAUCACGUUCGCUCUAUCCAUAAACUUUCGUGCUCUACGAUCGUACCGUACUACUGUGUCACCGGUUCCGCCGACGGGGACAUGCGUGUCUGGGAUCUGCGUGACAUGUCUCGUUCUUUAAUGAGGAUUCAUCAUCCGACCUCCGUCCGUUCACUUGUCUUUUCGCCGUGCACCUUACACCCGCUGCAGGCUGUAGUUGGUCUCGAGAACGGUUCGAUGUACCGUUGGGACCUCCAAAUGGGUCAGCGUGGCCAGCUUGAUCGUCUUCCCGUCGCACAUACAGGUGCAGUUCUCUCCUUAGACUGGUGUACCACCCCCGGAACGGGCGGGACGGGCGACGAUUCCAGCCCUUCGAUGAGUAAAAGCUGGAUUGUUAGUGGCAGCCUCGACCAUACUGUCAAAGUGUGGGACUUGUCAGGGUCCGCUACUUCUUCACAUAUAUCGACUAAACCAGCUUAUACCUUACACCCCGCCUACCCUGUACGCCGAGUGAUUUGGCGACCCGACUAUCCUUGCGAACUUGCCGUCGUCUCGAAUGCAGAAUUUGGCAGUGGUAGUAGUUCCGAGCUGAUGGCGAGUCCAAGGCUCCAAAACGCGAGUUCACCGUUCAUUUCGGCCGCCAUUUCAACUACCGAGACUAAGGACAAAGCUAGCAAAGCUGGGAUCUCCGGUGAUUCUGUCGAGAUAUGGGACGUUCGACGAGGUUGGGUUGCCAAGUGGACUGUCGAUGCUAGCGUCUCGGAAGGUGGGGUGACAGAUGCCGUAUUUCGUGACUCUCAUGCAAUUUGGGCCCAGCACUCAUCAGGGACGUUCGCGCAGAUCGAUCUCAGGUCCUCGAACCGUCCUAUAGAUGCCAUUACAAGAGUUGCGUUGUCCUGGAGUGCCAGGCAUGGCAGCGACGGCGCUCUCACGUUUGUUACUGACAAGGCAGCACAAUGGGAAGUGCCCUACGAUGAUGUCCACCCGAACAAACGUUCGUUACUUUCUGAGCGAAAGUUGAAGGCAAAGUGUCUUGGUGAUGAGAGUCGUAUGCCUGGCAGACAAAGCCUUGGCACAUAUAUUCGGAUAUCCCCAUCCAUGACACCUGGACACGAUACCUUCAUCAAACUAGCCAAGAAAUACCGAGUCCCAGAAAAGAUGAGCCAAAGAAAAGAGGUGUGUGCCCAGAACGCAGAGAUCGCGAUGCAAGCAGGUCAAUUUAGCUCCGCACAAGUAUGGCUCGUUCUGACGUCCCUUCUGAGCGAUGUCGUUCCGGGGUCGUUGGUGUCUUCCGUCCAUCGCCCAGCUCACAGAGAUGUCCACGCAAUACCGCUGCCGCGGUCCAUCUCCGCUCCCGCUGUCGGUAGCUCGACGGUAGUAUCCUACGCGUCUGGGUCGACUUCUGUGCCUUUGUCUGCACAUACGACGCCAUCAGAUCCUGGCGCUUCGUUUAACCACGUACAUGCACAGUUUGCCUCUCCUCUGCAGUCAGUUUCUCAGCCUCGUAGUCCUAUGCGCCAUACGCAAGGGCAGCAACGUACCCUAUUUACCAGUGGCGCUGGCGCGUCCGCGGUCCGUAGCUCCGUGAGUAAGCACCAGCCACUUCUUGACCCGUCGCAUCCUACCAAAGCCCCUCCAAACUCUCGUAGCCACACCCCUGCUUCGUCAACGACUUCAUCUCCACGGCACCACGCCGUGCCCCUCGGACCUACACCUGCGAUUUCACACUCCUCGUCAGCAACGGUGACCUCGAUUCCGCCUGCUUCCCUGCCAGCUCAGAAGAUGGCACCCAGCCCGAUGCUCACAAUGACCCCUCGCCGUCCAUCGGUGUUGGGACCAGCACCGCCACUCGCUCACGCCCCAGCGCACGUCCAUACACAUACCCAUCCGAUGCACGGACGUCGCCCUUCUGUGUUUAGUCGUUCAUCAACAGUUCCGAGUACUCAUAGUGAAAGCCCAAGCGUGACGAGUGGUGGGAAUUUGCGGCAUGUCGGUGAAGGCGCACUCGACGAUUCGGAUUCGUCAGACGAAGGACGUGAGGGGGAAGAGGGGGUGGCGGUAGGGACGGGAACGACUGUUGUAGAGAAAAAUCAAAACUUUGACCUAGCUGGAGCUGGCGAGGACGCAGCGUCGGCCGAGAACCAGUCUGUCCGCCCACUAAGCGCAGCAACUCGGAGCCUUAGUUUAAAUAGGGGGGGUCCCAUACAUCGAAGUCCAUUGUCGCGCCUAGCGGUUCAGCAAGCGUGGCCCGACCCCUGUACGGAAGCGAAGGCCCAUACUGAUUCAGACGAAGACGGAAGCCCCUCGCCAUUUUCCACGGACUCUGAAGGUGCGCGCCGCUGUAGUGACGAGGAAUGUGACGGAACGAAGCAUCACACUCGGAGAGCAAGAACUGGAUCGAUGGUGAAGAUACUUCCGAGGAAGACUUCACGCGUGCGAUCUGGUCGCAGUCGGAGCUCGACGGUUGCAUCCCUCGUUGCACCCGUGCACUCCGUAUCUCCUGUAGCAGUGUUGUCGCCAGUUGGAAGUGCUGUGAAUACACCAUUGUCGGCCCACUUCGAGCAGAACCACAAGAAGGAGAAGGAACUCACGAGGCGGACGAGCCAGAGCAGCAUACAAACUGUUCCAGACAUGGGGACAAGCCUACCCGGUGUAGAUUCCCUCGUGCUAGAGCGGUGGAAUGAAAUGGGUGACCGAGAGAAGAAAGCCGUAAUAGAGGAAGAAGCGAGCCUUCACGGCACCGAGUAUGCUGAUCAGGGUGACAUCCAGAUGUGUGCGAUGCUGGCCAUUUUUGCUGCCAGAGAAUUAAGAAUAGAUUUGAUGAGGACAGUUCAGUUUAUUGAGGCCUAUAUCGAUACAUUGAUGAGAUAUCAGUUGCACCACGCUGCAGCGUAUAUCCGAAAACACCUUCAGAUAGAAGACAUCCGAAAAACUACAGGACUCGAAACCAUAAUAUACACUGCCUGUGGGCGUUGCCGCAAACCAAUUCUUGGAGCUCGUGUUGUUCCCAUAUCGCGUGGGGCAUAUGCAUUCUGUUCCUCAUGCAGAGUCCCCGUGGUACGAUGUGCGAUAUGUCAUCUGCCAGUGCGCACACUCCUUUUCCAGUGCUCUGUAUGCACCCAUGGUGGUCAUCAAGAAUGUUACCGAAGGUAUUACAUGGAACGACCGAUGGACUCAUUACCUUCUCCCACAGUAGUGACUACCGAUGUAGAUGGUACUGUACAGGGGAAUGGUAAAGGGGAACGGCACUUAGCUGGUCAUCCCUGUGCAGUAGGGUGCGGCCACUUCUGUUGGGUGGCAGCCAUGGAUGUCAACGGUUAGGGUCCCCCCCAGGAUCCGGGAAGCUGGGCCUCCUACUAUCGUAUGGUUAAUGCCAUGGCUAUGGUACUCCUGGUCUUGAGGUUAGCGAACAGGAUGUACAUAGUUCGGAACUCUGCGGCAACCAGCGAGGAAGACUGGGAAUGUUCUUUCUGUAAUCAGAACUUCAGGAAUAAGACCUCUCGAAAAUUUGCGCCGCAUGACUCUCGUGAAACCAUACAACUUAGGCCGCCAAUGA